Molecule: messenger RNA, 588 nt
Organism: Cyclocybe aegerita
Lineage: Eukaryota; Fungi; Basidiomycota; Agaricomycetes; Agaricales; Hemipholiotaceae
Source: the annotation of a GenBank genome assembly
AUGUUCUUUCCCGCCCAUUUUUCUGCGCCGUCCUUCUGGAACGACCUUCUGAAAUGGGACAACCCAGUGCCAAACAAGGUCUGUCCGGGACCUCGUCCAUCGAGUCAUCCCGCUCCAAUGCCCCCUACCGCUGCUUCUAUCACUGCCGCAGGGAACCCUCGAACGCCCUCGUCGUCACACCGGCGAAUCACCCGGUCAGAUAUCGUUCUCGCUCUCUUCCAGCGUUCAAAUUGUUUGUGUCGGCGGCACGUCUGCGACAGCAAACUCAAACCGCUUUACGUUCCAGCCAGCAUCGAUGUUGAGACCUCUCCACUCCUCUCACUGUUUUCGCGAACGACGAUAGAUUCCGAUCGGAUUCAGCAACCAACGCCGCAUCCGUCUAGCCCUUCCCGACAACAGAAUGUUCAACCCGUCGUCAGAUUUUUUGUGGAUUGUAAUGGAAUGCACAAUUUGACAGUGUUGCAUGACCUGUAUGUCAAUAACGCCUUGACUCAAGCCCUGCACAUACAGACGCCAAUUUUCGACGGGUCAAAUGUACAGCACCGCAAUUGGACGUAUCUGGCCACGGACCUUGAAAGCUUAACCUAA